Chroicocephalus ridibundus (black-headed gull) is the source of this 1446-nucleotide messenger RNA. RefSeq names its product C-type lectin domain family 12 member A-like. Gene Ontology annotation, molecular function: signaling receptor regulator activity. Lineage: Eukaryota; Metazoa; Chordata; Aves; Charadriiformes; Laridae. The transcript has 8 exons. The coding region runs from base 209 to 982 and encodes 257 amino acids. The record is from RefSeq and is a predicted model, not a curated record.
GUGACUGUGUUUUCUUCAAUAAUGGCAGAAAGAAAUAUACGCCAGUCAGGGAGGAUGGAAGCGAGGUAAAGAGGAAGAAAGAGAAUAUAGCAAUGAAUGAGAGAGGACAUUUUCUUGGCAGUACUGUGACUGAGGAAGCUCAGACGUAUCUUGAUGUCUCUGCUGCUUCAUUUGUGUCUGCCAAUAUAAGGAAGCCCUGCAAUCAGCUAUGACAGAAGAAAUAACAUACGCUAAUCUGAAAUUUGGAAACAGCUAUGAAAUGGAUAAUAUCACAGAGUCUGAAGAUACUAAGGAAAAAGGGCCUCCCGCUUCAUCUCACCCUCAGUGGCCAGUAGUCCUGAUAUUGUUUGCGCUGUGCCUGGCAUUGCUGGUGACGCUGGUGACCAUCACAGUUUUAUUUUUACAGAUUCCCAAGGUCUACAGGACACAACUUCGAGACCUCAACAUGACAAAGAAUGAGCUGCAAGCGAAUUUCUCAAAUAUGCUGCAAGCAAUAGGAAAUCAGCUGUGCUUGGAAGGGGAAAAAAAACUUAAAAAUAAUGGCCAGAACUGUGUACUCUGCCCUGCAAACUGGAAGUGGGAAGGUGAUGAUACGUGUUACUACUACUCCGAGGAAAUGAAGUCAUUGGAACAGAGUCAGCAGUUUUGUUCCUCACAAAACUCCACUCUUCUUCUGAUAAAAGAGGCAGCAAAGCUGGAAUUGGUAAAAAAAAAACGUAGAAAUGCAUACUGGCUUGGAUUAACAUUUAGACAUGACCAGGGAGACUGGUAUUGGGCAGACAACACAGCUCUUACAGAAGAACAAAAGACUUGGAUAAAGGAUUCAAACUCCUUCAGACCCUGUGCAUACUUUUAUAAAGGUGUCAUAUAUGGCACAUCAUCAUGUGAAAACCAGUAUUACUGUAUCUGUGAAAAGCCCGCCAUCCGAUUACAGCGAGAUAACAACCAUUGGCAGGAGGACUGGUUUGUCAGAUCAAAAUGAUUAUGAGAAGCUAGAAGACAUUCUGCAAGACAUAUGUGAACUGUCUUCAUACUAAGGAAACGAGAAUGGUGACAAGUUCCAGGAGCAAGCCAAGCCUGUCAUUCCAGAUCCAAAACUGACAAAUGAUUACUCGUUUUUAACCAACAGAAGUGAUGGAGAAAAUGGCCAGAAAUGAUGGCCAGGAAAUGAAGCACAGUGACAGGGCAAGCAUGUAAAGACACUGCUCCUCUCCCAAGCAUCCAUUGAUACAGUCCUAAUACCACCUGUCAGUUCAUAACUGUACAGCUGUAACAUAACACAACUGAUGAGGAUUAAACACUUCCAUUCAGGAGAUGCUUCUGAUGUCUUGUUGAUCUGACUGCUUUAAUAUGCCAGUAGGCUGCAGUAUACAAUACACACAGUUAUCCUUAGAAGGUGGGCCAAAAGCGUUCCUGAACUGUAUUAGUAAUUGUAUUUCCUCUGGA